Molecule: messenger RNA, 1566 nt
Organism: Dreissena polymorpha
Lineage: Eukaryota; Metazoa; Mollusca; Bivalvia; Myida; Dreissenidae
Exons: 5
Coding region: 171-557 (128 amino acids)
Source: RefSeq, a predicted model, not a curated record
GAGAUGCUCGAAAGGAUUUCUCGCGUAUUGCAAGCAACAAGUUACGUGACAUAUUGCACGCUCAGUACGUGUAACCGAUGAAUCCAUGUGGGCGCAACAAAAAGAGUCUGAGUUAUUUCGAUUCAGUCGUUUGAACCGAUCGGGUGGAUAAUACAUUUAAGAGAAGAAAAAUGCCGCGACUUCCGGUGACGUCACUACUGCAGCAGGUGCGCCCCUUGGUACGCCAGAUCCGGCAAGCGCAUGUUGCUAAGCCCGGGGAAUAUUGGUACCUGCCCGGGGUGAAACCUAACUGGAAAUACGCCGAGGUUUGGCCCAUGCUAUUUGCGACAGGUUUCGCUGUAGUAUCGACCAUCGCGUACCCCGUCUACAACUUCUACGCGAGCAUGAUGAACAACGACGCAGAGUGGGAUCCCCCAUUGCAGCUGAUCCUGUCACCGGAAGACAAAAUACCGAUUCCCAUGGAUCAAAUGGGCAUGGGGCCGAAGAUGCAAAAUGAAUUGCCCAUUCCAGAUAGAGCCAACCGGAAGUUCUUCGAGAAGUGGUUAGGCAUCCGAUAAUGUUUGCCGCGCAUAACGUCGUGAAUAUGAUCAUCCUUUAUCAUCAUCAUACCAUUGUUCAUUUAUAUUAUGCUAUGUGCGUGUGUGUGUGAGCUAAGUUAGGGAGGCGGAAAACUACAACGGGCGAGGCAUGGUCAGGGGUGAUAACCCCAAAAAAGGGUUAGGGUAAGGGUUAGGGGUCGGGUUAGGGUUAGGGUUGGUUUUAGGCUAACCCAAACCCUAACCCGACCCCUAACACUAACCCUAACCCUCUAACCCCCCUUGCGCAAUACCAUACCAUGCCUCGCCCGUUGUCGUUUUCCGCCUCCCUCUAAGUUAUUUGUUGUCAAAGUACUUGUGUGAGUGCGCAUAACGGAAGUACGAACCGCAUCAUGGUGGUACGCCAUCUGUCGGUCAGCCGCGUGUCUGGCUUCAUGUAAACUGUGUUAAGCUGGUGCCUCUGAGUUCUGUGCGCGAAGGCUCCGUGUAUACUGUGUACAGCUUGACUUCACGUAAUAGUAUCAUCAGACGAUGUUUGCAGUCGGUUACAGCAUUCAGGUGGUCAACAAUGGGCAGUAGGAAAACCGUGUCACUUGACCUUCUGUUAAUAACAUUUAGGAACACGCCACAGACUUACUUUUUAGCAAAGGUUCUAAUGUGUUUGGGUCACAGUCUCGUGAGGUGCCAUACAUAUUACACAUUGUUAAAUCAAGGCAAAUUCGUUUGAUUAGCGUUUGGUCGUGUAUACUAGUAUGUAGCGUAACUACAGUGUCGACAGCCGUUUUGCUGUGUGUUUUUGUUCGAGUCUGCAUUCUACAUACAUAGUGUAUCUACUGAAUUGCAAUGUGGCUAUCGGGUCCGUUGACGUCUUGAGACUUAGAUGUGAUAAAUUCAACUCAGUGCACUAACAGUUGUUAAGAUUUGUAUUUAAAACCUAUGUCUACUACACCAAGAUUGUUUAUUUUAUGUUGACCUGUCUAUAGUUAUUGAUUACGUUUUCAUAAAUGUUGUUAUUAAAUCAUUAAAACAG